GGGCGGCCCUCGGCGGGCGGGCUCUCGGGCAGCCCAGCGCCAGCGCCAGCGCCGGACGGGCCCCGCCAGCGGCAUGGCUGCGACCCGCGCCUCCAACGACCGGCCCCCGGGCGCCGGCGGCGUCAAGCGGGGGCGGCAGCAGCAGGAGGCGGCGGCGACCGGGUCCCGCGUGACGGUGGUGCUGGGCGCGCAGUGGGGGGACGAGGGCAAAGGCAAGGUGGUGGACCUGCUGGCCACGGACGCCGACAUCGUCAGCCGCUGCCAGGGGGGCAACAACGCGGGCCACACCGUGGUGGUGGACGGCAAGGAGUACGACUUCCACCUGCUGCCCAGCGGCAUCAUCAACACCAAGGCCGUGUCCUUCAUCGGCAACGGAGUGGUUGUCCACUUACCGGGAUUGUUCGAAGAAGCAGAAAAGAAUGAGAAGAAAGGCCUCAGGGACUGGGAGAAGAGGCUCAUCAUCUCCGACCGAGCCCACCUCGUGUUCGACUUCCACCAGGCGGUGGACGGGCUGCAGGAGGUGCAGCGGCAGGCGCAGGAGGGGAAGAACAUCGGCACCACCCGCAAGGGCAUCGGCCCCGCCUACUCGUCCAAGGCGGCGCGCACGGGCCUGCGCAUCUGCGACCUGCUGGCCGACUUCGACGAGUUCUCCGCCAGGUUCAAGAACCUGGCCCACCAGCACCAGUCCAUGUUCCCCUCCUUGGAGAUCGACGUCGACGGCCAGCUCAAGAAGCUCAAGGGCUUUGCCGAGAGGAUCCGGCCCAUGGUCCGGGACGGCGUGCACUUCAUGUACGAGGCGCUGCACGGCCCCCCCAAGAAGAUCCUGGUGGAAGGCGCCAACGCCGCCCUGCUGGACAUCGACUUCGGGACCUACCCCUUUGUGACGUCCUCCAACUGCACGGUGGGCGGCGUGUGCACGGGGCUGGGCAUCCCGCCCCAGAACGUGGGCGACGUGUACGGCGUGGUGAAGGCCUACACCACACGCGUGGGCAUCGGCGCCUUCCCCACGGAGCAGAUCAACGAGAUCGGCGACCUGCUGCAGAACCGCGGCCACGAGUGGGGGGUGACCACCGGCAGGAAGCGGCGCUGCGGCUGGCUCGACCUGAUGAUCCUGCGCUACGCCCACAUGGUCAACGGCUUCACCGCGCUGGCCCUGACCAAGCUGGACAUCUUGGACGCCCUGGACGAGAUCAAGGUCGGCAUCUCCUACAAGCUGAACGGGAAGAGGAUCCCCUAUUUCCCAGCGAACCAGGAGAUCCUGCAGAAGGUGGAGGUGGAGUACGAGACGCUGCCCGGCUGGAAGGCGGACACCACGGGCGCCAGGAAGUGGGAGGACCUGCCCCCGCAGGCCCAGAGCUACGUGCGGUUUGUGGAGAAUCACGUGGGCGUGGCAGUGAAAUGGGUCGGUGUCGGCAAGUCCCGGGACUCGAUCAUCCAGCUGUUUUAGCCGGUGACGGCGGCCGCAGUGCCGUGACUUAAGACACAGGAGAGGACUGGGUGGCUGCCUGCUCCUCCUGACGCUGUGGGCGACGCUGACCCUCUUACACGUCGGGACGCCGGCCACGCGCACCGCCCGGCCCUGCUGUUUACAAUGAGCCGCGGCGCUUGGGCGCACGGAUGUGGAUGGCUCCUUCCUGUCACAUGUUGUGUGUCCGGUUGGAGCAGGUCAGCAAUAAACAUCGGGGAGCCACUGAGCGGGAGUGGUCACGCA
Eptesicus fuscus (big brown bat) is the source of this 1711-nucleotide messenger RNA. It is a transcript of the gene ADSS1, whose product is annotated as adenylosuccinate synthase 1. The transcript is spliced from 13 exons. The coding region runs from base 74 to 1447 and encodes 457 amino acids. The record is from RefSeq and is a predicted model, not a curated record. Gene Ontology annotation, molecular function: adenylosuccinate synthase activity; GTP binding. Gene Ontology annotation, cellular component: cytoplasm. Lineage: Eukaryota; Metazoa; Chordata; Mammalia; Chiroptera; Vespertilionidae. Gene Ontology annotation, biological process: IMP metabolic process; 'de novo' AMP biosynthetic process.